This is a messenger RNA of Gastrolobium bilobum, 2091 nucleotides long. RefSeq lists its product as uncharacterized. The coding region runs from base 170 to 1456 and encodes 428 amino acids. The transcript is spliced from 5 exons. Lineage: Eukaryota; Viridiplantae; Streptophyta; Magnoliopsida; Fabales; Fabaceae. The record is from RefSeq and is a predicted model, not a curated record.
UCUGUAAGCAAACCAGGUGAGACAGAGAGAGGUUGUCUUGUCGGUGGUUCUGAUAUCUGUAAAUGCUGAAUGCUGUCCCAGUCUUAUGUCAAAGGUUUUGAUUUAAAAGAUUUAAAAUAUUGGGCUCAGCGUAGAAUCGUUUGUCUUUGAAAGGUAAGGUGGUUCAAUCAUGGAUUUUUUGAAAAUCAAGAAGUUCAGAAAAUCUCAGAAAGCAGAUGGAGAAAAGGAUUUGGCUGACAAGGCAGGGCCAGAGCCCGAGGAACCUAAGCCUAAUAAUGGCUGUCCUGAUCUGUGUAAAUCAGCAAAUGCAGAUUCUGCUGCUGAAGCUGAGGAUGAUGAUGAUUUUAUUACCAAUGAAGUAAAGAGGAGGCUGAAAGAAUUGAGAAGAAAUAGUUUUAUGGUGUUGAUUCCCGAAGAAGAUUCCUGCCCAGAGGAGGGGGAGGAUGAAGAGGAAGAGGGAGAGACAAGCUCAAAUGAAUGGAGGGAUGUGGAGGCAGAAGGUCAGCAAUGGUGGCGUGGCUUUGAUGCUGUAUUUGAAAAGUACUGUGAAAGAAUGCUAUUCUUUGAUCGGAUGAGCACACAGCAACUUAGUGAAAUUGCCAAAGGUUCACAGUACCCUUCAACUCCAUCUCCAAGAUCUGCAUCAAAGAAGCUGGCUUCUCCCCUUCGUUGUCUUUCCUUGAAAAAAUUUGAAGAACCUGAUGAUGAGACUGAACAUCUUCAGCAGCCUAAAAAUGAUCCCUACCAGGAUAUUGAAACAGCAUAUGUUGGUCAAAUUUGCUUGACUUGGGAGGCACUUCAUUGUCAAUGCUCCCAUAUGAGUCAGAAGAUAUCUUGGCAACCUGAAAAUCCUACCUGUUACAAUUACAGUGCACAGCAGUUUCAACAGUUCCAAGUUCUACUACAAAGGUUUAUUGAGAAUGAACCUUUUGAGCAGGGCCUUCGAGCUGAAAUUUAUGCUCGCACAAGGAAUACUUUACCUAAACUGCUCCAGGUCCCUAAUAUACGAGGUUCAGAGCAUGAAUUAAUAGAUGAUUCAGACACCAGAGUUCUUGCUCCUGAUCUUAUCAGGAUAAUUGAAAGCUCUAUCCUUACAUUCCAUCUUUUCCUGAAAAGGGACAAGAAAAAGUCAAGUGGUGUUACAAACCUGUUUGGAAAUCAGAACCAGCUUGCAACUCCUCUACAACAGGUUCAAUUUACUCUUGAGAAGAAAGUGGCGAAACUGAAGGAACUGCGUAGAAAGAAGAAAGGUUGGAGAAAGAAUUCUUGGCCACAAAAGCAUGAGGACAUUCAGCUAUUGCUUGGCCUUAUUGACAUGAAAAUCUUAUCAAGGGUUCUGAAAAUGACGAGGAUGACUAGAGAACAACUGUUUUGGUGUGAAGAAAAGAUGAAAAAACUGGAUUUAUCACAUGGAAGGUUAGAGAGGGAUCCAUGUCCCAUCCUCUUCCCUUGCUAGUAUCAGUGAAUAGCUGCGGCAAAGUAUCAUCUUAAGUUCUUUCUGCUUGGAAAGGUAAUUGUUGCUAAUAUAAAUGCCGCUUUUAAACGCCAGAUGGGCUUCCCGUAUCGCCCUACAGCUGCUUAGGAUGUCUUGGGAAGAAUUCUCGAUACUUUAUGAUAACCAAAGAGUGUAACUGUAGCAGAAGCCCAUCAUAUUUGAAGGAUUAUGUUAAUAUAUUUUAAAUAUUAGUAGUUAAUUAUGUUAGUUUUCUGGUGUGUAUGUUAUAAUUUAAAUAGAUUAGUUGUUAUGUAUGUCUUAUAAUAUUGCUAUUGUAACUGCUUUUAUUUAAACUCUGUAGUAGAACUCAGAAUGUGAAGGAGAAUUAAUUAUGUUUCUCUUCCUUUCCUCCGUCUAUUUUUUUUCUCCCCUAUAAUCUCUGUCAAUUUCCUCGUGUAACCAGAUUACAUGAUGAAAUUGACAGAAAAAAGAAGAAAAAGAGUUAAUUCUCCUUCAUAUUCUGAUUUCUACUGCAUAGUUUGAAUAACAUCAGCAGUUACAACUGCAAUGUUAUAAUUGUAAUUAAACAGAACAAUUUAAAUUCAAACGGAAAUACGUGACUAAUCUAUUUAAAUAUUUAAAUUAUAACACAUACA